AGCCGUCUUUUAUUCGUAUGGGAAAACAGGGGGGGUGGAGAUGGACCUUUUGCACAAGGUUUGUGCAAACAACAUUAACCAAACCACAGUGGGAUCUGAUCUUCUCUGCUUUUGAUGUUGUAGGCGCUUUUCUGUUCCAGUGAUUUUGCAUUAAGAACCAUUUUAUUACUAAAAAGCCCUGUGGCUUCAAAUGGAUAAAUUGGUCAUUUCAGUUAUUUAGCCUGUGUUAGCGAGUCCAAGAAAUUGGCAGAAUUUGAACAAUUAAUUAAAUUAUCCAAUAUCAUUAGCAGAAUCAGAAACUCCAUAAAAAGGGAGUACCACUGUCUAUCAAUCAUCUCUCCCAAACGUCACAUAAGCAAGAGCCUUGUGCCCUAGAAAAGUGGUAGCAUUACAUAUAAUGACCAUAAGCUGGAUGACUUUUACGUUCAAAGAACUUCUGCAUACAUCAGCCAAACAGAUAAUCAUAUUGCAGAGCUUACUGUACGAGAAACCUUGGAUUUUGCUGCCAGAUGUCAAGGUGCAAGUGAAGGGUUUGCAGGUUAUAUGAAAGAUCUGACCCGUUUAGAGAAGGAAAGGAACAUACGGCCAAGUCCUGAGAUUGAUGCAUUUAUGAAGGCAUCAUCAGUUGGCGGUAAAAAGCACAGUGUUUCAACAGAUUACAUCCUGAAAGUGCUUGGUCUUGAUGUAUGUUCGGAGACAGUGGUUGGUAAUGAUAUGCUCCGAGGCAUCUCAGGUGGCCAAAGAAAAAGAGUUACCACAGGAGAAAUGAUUGUUGGGCCAAGAAAGACUGUAUUUAUGGAUGAAAUAUCUACUGGACUCGAUAGCUCUACCACAUACCAAAUUGUUAAAUGCAUUCGGAAUUUUGUCCAUCAAAUGGAGGCUACUGUACUAAUGGCUCUUCUUCAGCCUGCACCUGAGACAUUUGAACUGUUUGAUGAUCUGGUUCUAUUAUCAGAAGGAUAUGUUGUGUAUCAAGGCCCUCAAGCAGAAGUGUUAGAAUUCUUUGAGUCAUUAGGUUUUCAACUACCACCACGUAAGGGGGUAGCUGAUUUUCUUCAAGAGGUGACCUCUAGAAACGACCAAGCUCAGUACUGGGCCAAUUCUUCAAAACCAUAUGUUUUCAUUUCUGUUCCAGAAAUUGCAGAGGCCUUUAAAAAUUCCAGAUUUGGAAGGUCACUGCAGUCCUCAAUUUCUGUUCCAUAUGAUAAAUCUAAGAGUGAUUCUUUGGCUUUGUCCAAAACUAAAUAUGCUGUAUCAAAAGUUGAGAUUUUUAAAGCUUGCUUUGAACGAGAACUGCUGUUAAUCAGCAGACAUCGUUUUCUGUAUAUAUUUAGGACAUGCCAGGUUGCCUUUGUUGGAUUCAUUACGUGCACAAUGUUCUUAAGAACAAGAAUACACCCCACAAAUGAGCAAAAUGGCAACCUUUAUCUUUCUUGCCUGUUUUAUGGGCUGGUGCAUAUGAUGUUUAAUGGAUUCUCUGAGCUACCUCUUAUGAUAACACGGCUCCCAGUCUUCUACAAGCAAAGAGAUAAUUUCUUUCAUCCUGCAUGGGCAUGGUCUAUCUCAAGCUGGAUUCUGCGUGUACCAUACUCUAUUAUUGAAGCUGUUGUGUGGUCAUGUGUUGUAUAUUUCACUGUUGGUUUUGCCCCUAGUGCAGGAAGGUUUUUCCGUUAUAUGCUUAUACUCUUUUCUAUACACCAAAUGGCAUUGGGUCUUUUCCGUAUGAUGGCCUCUAUCUCACGAGAUAUGAUUCUUGCCAAUACCUUUGGAUCAGCUGCACUGUUAAUUGUAUUCUUGUUGGGCGGAUUCAUCAUUCCAAAAGGAAUGAUUAAGCCAUGGUGGAUUUGGGGAUUUUGGGUGUCACCUCUAUCCUACGGGCAAAGUGCAAUUUCUGUCAAUGAAUUUACUGCCACAAGGUGGAUGGAGAGAUCAGCAUUUGGGAACAAUACUGUUGGACACAACAUUCUCAUUUUGCAUAGCAUACCUACUGAUGAUUAUUGGUAUUGGAUUGGAGUUGGUGUACUAUUAGCUUAUGCAUUGCUUUUCAGCAACAUAGUGACUUUGGCCUUGACCUACCUUAAUCCCCUUAGGAAAGCCAAGACAGUGAUGCCACUUAAUGUAGCAGAAAAGAAUUCGGCAUUAAAUGGUGUAGGUGGUGGGGGUUCUGAAUUUCAUCCACCAUCUGCCGAAGAAUACAGCAAAAAGAAGGGAAUGAUCCUUCCAUUUCAACCACUAACAAUGACUUUCCUUAAUGUCAAUUAUUUUGUUGAUAUGCCAAAGGAAAUGAAAAUGAAAGGUAUACCGGAAAAGAAGUUGCAACUCUUGUCCAAUGUUAGUGGUGUAUUCUCACCUGGUGUUCUGACUGCCUUGGUCGGAUCAAGUGGAGCUGGAAAGACCACUUUGAUGGAUGUGCUUGCUGGUCGGAAAACUGGUGGAUACAUAGAAGGGGAUAUUAAGAUAUCGGGUUACCCAAAAGAGCAGCGCACUUUUGCUAGAAUAUCAGGAUAUGUUGAGCAAAAUGAUAUACAUUCUCCUCAAGUGACAGUUGAGGAGUCUCUCUGGUUUUCUUCCUCUCUUCGUCUCCCAAAGGAAGUUAGCAUAGAGAAAAAACAUGAGUUUGUUGAACAAGUGAUGAGAUUAAUAGAGCUUGAUACUAUAAGACAUGCUUUGGUUGGCUUGCCUGGUAGUAGUGGCCUAUCGACAGAGCAGAGAAAACGUUUAACCAUAGCAGUGGAACUUGUAGCAAAUCCUUCCAUUAUUUUUAUGGAUGAACCUACAUCUGGACUGGAUGCACGAGCAGCAGCCAUUGUUAUGAGAACUGUCCGUAAUACUGUUGAUACAGGGAGAACUGUGGUCUGCACUAUCCAUCAACCAAGCAUUGAUAUAUUUGAAGCAUUUGAUGAGCUACUUCUUAUGAAACGAGGGGGCCGAGUUAUAUAUGGAGGGAAGCUUGGUGUGCACUCACAGAUAAUGAUAGACUAUUUUCAGGGAAUUAAUGGAAUCCCUCCAAUUCACAGUGGUUACAAUCCAGCAACUUGGAUGCUUGAGGUGACUACACCUACUGCUGAAGAAAGAAUUGGUGAAGACUUUGCAGAUAUUUACAGAAAUUCUGAGCAAUACAGGGACGUGGAAGCUUCUAUCAAGCAUUUUAGUGUGGCACCUACUGGCUCAGAACCGUUGAAGUUUCCUUCCACAUAUUCACAAGACAUGGUCUCCCAAUUUAAGACUUGCCUAUGGAAACAAAAUCUUGUAUACUGGAGAAGUCCACAAUACAAUGCCAUUAGGUUAUUUUUUACUGCAAUCAGUGCAUUGUUAAUUGGAACAGUAUUCUGGAACAUUGGUUUAAGAAGGAGUACAACUCAAGAAUUGUUAUUGGUUAUGGGAGCUCUUUAUUCUGCAUGCUUGUUUCUUGGAGUUAACAAUGCAUCCUCAGUGCAACCAGUUGUUUCAAUUGAGAGGACAGUAUUCUAUCGCGAGAGAGCAGCUGGAAUGUACUCUCCAAUUGCUUAUGCAGCAGCCCAAGGUCUUGUGGAGGUUCCAUACAUUGUGGUGCAGACAAUAAUAUUUGGCAUCAUCACAUAUUUCAUGAUUAAUUUUGAAAGGACAGCCAGGAAAUUUUUCCUCUUUCUUCUGUUCAUGUUCUUGACGUUCACAUACUUUACCUUUUACGGCAUGAUGGCUAUUGGUCUUACACCUUCUCAAAACCUAGCAGCUGUCAUUUCUUCUGCAUUUUACUCAAUAUGGAACCUUCUUUCCGGUUUUCUCAUCCCUAAACCUAGUAUCCCUCCAUGGUGGAUCUGGUUCUACUACAUCUGCCCAGUUUCAUGGACACUACGAGGUAUUAUCUCCUCUCAGCUUGGUGAUGUGGAAACCCAGAUUGUUGGAGCGGGAUUUGAGGGCACUGUGAAAGAAUAUUUGGAAGCUUCUCUUGGCUUUGGUCCUGGGAUGGUAGGAGUUUCAGUAGCAGUUCUUUUUGGCUUUUGUCUCCUCUUCUUCAUGGUGUUUGCUAUCUCAGUCAAAGUCCUCAACUUCCAGAGAAGAUGAAUUAAUGGAGUUUCAAAUAAUGCGAAAGAGGCCAGAUAUACUUGCAGGAGGUUCUCUUGAGAGCAUUAUAAUCCCUCUAAGAGGAAUCAGAGUUUACUAAUCCCUUUAAGUGGAAGGAGCUCUGCAACAUGAAUAUAUCUUUCCUCCUGUUUUUUAACUUCUGGUCACCAAAUGAAAUUUGGUAUUACAUCCAUUUCUCAUGAACUAUGCUCAUCAAAUAACAUUAGUGGAAUUCUUUAAAAAACGAUCUUAAGUAAACAUUCAUAACGGACAUAGAUAAUUCUCUUUCCCUUGCAACAAAAUCGGUGCAAUAUUGUUUAGUUAGUCAGUGUUAUGAAGAAAAAUGAAAACAUUAUUAUUAAGCACUGUAUGUUGUGACCGAGAAAGAAUGUCAUUUACCUUUAUUCUUCAUUUCUAUUA
Messenger RNA from Quercus lobata, 4464 nucleotides. RefSeq names its product ABC transporter G family member 31-like. The record is from RefSeq and is a predicted model, not a curated record. The transcript has 21 exons. Bases 544 to 4044 code for a protein of 1166 amino acids. NCBI's taxonomy places the organism in Eukaryota, Viridiplantae, Streptophyta, Magnoliopsida, Fagales, Fagaceae. Gene Ontology annotation, cellular component: membrane. Gene Ontology annotation, molecular function: ATP hydrolysis activity; ABC-type transporter activity; ATP binding.